Molecule: messenger RNA, 350 nt
Organism: Paraphaeosphaeria sporulosa
Lineage: Eukaryota; Fungi; Ascomycota; Dothideomycetes; Pleosporales; Didymosphaeriaceae
Exons: 1
Coding region: 38-283 (81 amino acids)
Source: RefSeq, a predicted model, not a curated record
CACGCCGUCUGAUCUCAGGUCAUUGCCUUGCUCGCGUAUGCCACAUGCCUUGCCUCGCAUGCUACGCAGACCCAUCCUCUCCUUAGCAGCGCGUACUGAGAUCAUCUCCACUCUCGUCCACUGCCCAGCAUCUACCGCAGGCCUUCCCACACUACCCAGACGCCAUUCAACAAAUCCAAUCUUCACUUCUCUCUGGGGUGACGUACUCCAACGCAACCACAAGCUCUGCACUCAGAUCGUCAGCGAGUCAACGUGCACUUGCCUCACUCACCGCUCGAUCUAGCAUACUCUACCCUCCUCCAUAUAUACCCCCAAAGCUGUCCUAUCUAUCUACGAAACAUCAACAGACA